AUGGGUACCUCUAGUGUUCUUCGCCGUCAUAUUAUUCUCCGGGUAGGCGACUCGGGCUCCAAUCGUUCAACAUACGCUCCUUUCGAGGACGGCAUUAAUGGCGUCAGGCGGGAGAUUCUUUCAUGGUCUCUGCGCGACAAGCUAAAACAGAAUCGCGUGCCGCUUCAAGUGCUUCGCGGGAAUAGCCGUCUAGACAUCUGGGCUCGAGUCACGCCGUCAGCGGUAGCAGAGGCGGCAGCUGCUGAAGCCGCAGAAGAAGCCGCACAAGGAGACGUCAGUCUUGACGGCAGUUACGACGACACGACCGCAAGCUUCGGACUCGCCAGCUACCGGCGAGCCGGCACUUUCGAAACGGAUUGCAGUUACGACGCCGGCGAGAACCUUCUAGAGGGAGUCGUUCUUUCCGAGGGUCGGCACGCGCUGUUCGCACCGCUAGCGGCUUGGACGGAGGAGAGCAUCCUGCGUCUAGAGCGGAUUAAAGCAUACGGCGCGCUGAGGAAUAACAAGCCCCGAGCAGUGGAGAAAGAAGAGCAGCGCAACAAGCGCGGGAGUGGCCUUUACUCGAGGAUGCCCUCUGCUGGCGUCAGAGCCCGUCGUGCAGCGGGUAUUGGCUGCUGUUUUGCUGGAGCGGCGGAGAGUGGGGAAGGGUCGGAAGAGGCGGAAGGGGCGGAAGAAAUGAGGAGCGGAGCGGAGGACUCCCUUCCGGCGCGCGAAGCUGUGGGGAAGCUGGCGGAAGGGAUUGCGCGGCUACGGAUGGGAUGGGCGCGCGCAAGGGAUGGCGCGGAGGAGGCAGAAGGGGUCAGAGCACCGCUUCUGGCGCAUGCGGUGCACCCAGCGGAGAGGGGGGACGUUGGCGCGCAGGAUAGCGGUCGUGGCGAAGAUGAUCGGUUGAAGAGGGGUGGUGCUGGCAUGCUCAGGGAUGCCCGAAUUGGACGUGUAGGCAAGAUUAGAAUUUCUGAUGAACCUUCUUCCGAUUCUCCUCACGACGAGAUCAAACCUGCCGACACUCUUGCCGCCCACGAAUCUAAUCCUCCGACUGCCAGUGCCGACUCGCGCGCCUCCUAUGGAACACGGAGUACGACAGCCGCCACGUCAGCAGGCGAGCCGCGGGUCGUGCUGCCGCACCUGUACUCCAAAGUGCCGGUUUCUGGGGAAGGCGGUAGCGGGGCAGGCUGGGGUAGAUGGGAAGAUGGAGAGACAUGCAUUCAGGAAGAGGAGGAGGAGGGAGACGAUGGGUACUGGCGUGAAAGAGCAGACGACACUGUUGCUGCUGUUGCUGCUGGUGAUGCCGGUGCUGCUGGUGCUGGCGCUGGUGGCAGUGCUGGUCCGACGCUCGAAGAAGCACGUGACAUGGGAGCGAGGACCAGACCGAGCUCUCCCACCCAUCACACCACCACCCCUGCUGCUUCCACUAUCCUCGCGACCGACGCCGCUGCUGCCGGAACUGCUGCUGAAGCGGAGGAGGCGGAGAUGCAGGAAAGAUUAUGGGCAGGGAGAGCAGUGACAGCGCCUGAAGCCAGGCUGUGGCGGGGCCACGCAUCAGCCAUGCAGGCAGCAGGCAUGCAGGCAGCAGGAAUGCAGGCAGCCAUGGCCAGCAGCAUUGCGACAGAUGGUGAUACUUGCACAGACUCUCUCCCAGCGGGCUUACCUACCUUUCUCCACUCCGGCUGCCUACCUGCCUUCCUACCUGCCGCCCCGAACCUGCCUGCGCAUGCAACGCCCGGUCCAGUGCUCAAGGUGCGGCGGCACUGCAUUGCUGAGGCGGCAGAAAAGGACGACUCGGGUGGCAGCAACAAGAGCGUGGGCGGCAGCGGGCCGGCAUCUCUGUUCACCAUUCUGAUCAUGCCGGCUGAGAGCGGGGGGAAGAAGGAGAGCCGUCGAUUCUUUGAUGUGAACCACACGAUUGACCGUGCCUUGCGGUGGUUUGCCUCGGUGCGUGCCAGCGGAGCAGCACUCGAGCUGAUGAACGCUCAGACCGAAGUCCUCCCGGUGCGGCUGGGCGGCAUGGACGGAGACAAACUCUCCAAGAUGGCGCAGUACGGAAAGUGGACAGUAAAGACAAACGACGAGCAGCGCGGGGAUCAUAUCUCAGUCCUCCGCGCCGUCCGCCUCUGGCUGGUCCCGGAUUCCGAGGUGGAACUCACCCUGGUGCUGGCGUCCGGAGGGGUAAAUAACGCGGCGUGCCCUCCCGACUGGGGGUUACUUCUGGAACAAACCCCGGAGGGUGUGGUGCAUGUGGUGGGGAUCGUCGCCAGCUGCUGCGGCAAUACCGAGAAAUCUGCCACUGCUGGGUCUGCCACUGAUGCUGCUGCUGGCUCUGCGUCUGCUGGGUGCAAUGCUGACGCGGGAGGCUUCACGACGAUGGAUUUCCCCUGGAAUUGCGGAGUGCUGCCGCAGACCGCCGCUGCCUCGUCAGCAGCGCCGCUUUCAGAUGCUGACGUGUUGCUUCCCGUGGAAGCCGUGGACAUUGCGCUGUCUCCUCAUUCAGUUGGAGAUAUUUAUGAGAAGAGGGGCGCGACGCGAGGACUCCAUCCCACCUCUCUCGACUUUGCCAUUCUCUCUUCUCUUACCACCCCUCAUCGUGCCCCCACGACUCCAACCUCCCUUCCUCCUGUGCUUUUCCCUGCUGCCUUCCUCUCUGCCGCCCCCCUGCCUUACUCUGCCUCACCUGGCUCUUCCCCCUACCCAACCCACCGUUCCCCCACCCACCACCAGGUACGCGCACAUGCAGUCAUCGCCAUUCCCAACCCCCUCACGCUAUCCGUAGCAUAUCGGCUGGUCGUUUCUGACGUCAUCGCUGAGUCAGCACCACCUGAGCUGGACGGCAGCGCGCUCAUGGCAGUGCUUCAACGUGUCUGCGCUUGGCUGGAAACAACUGACACGUGGCUGCUCUCAGGCCAUCCUGACGUGGCAAUGCAGGCCACCGUGGAUCCUGAUGAGGUGGCAAAGCCCUCACAAGACGCAGCUCCACAGGCGGCCGCUCUGCCUCCAGGGUCGCCCACUCUUCUCCCCCUCACCCCUCCGCCCAUCACCCUUCCGCCCAUCACCCUUCCGCCCCUCACCCUUCCGCCCAUCACCCUUCCGCCCCUCACCCUUCCGCCCCUCACCCUUCCGACCCUCACCCUUCCACUGGGCCUCAUAUCAGUGGCGCACAUAGCGGGGUGGCACACAUGGGGGGCGCACAAAGCGAGGGCGCACGCAGCAGUGGCGCACGCAGCAGUGGCGCACGCAGCAGUGGUGCACAGGCAGGCGAGAGGUGGCGUAGGGCAGCAGCAGGGGCACGAUCCAUGGCUGCUGCUGGCGGGGGGAGAGGGGGGAGCAGAGGGGGGAUGGGGAGCGGAUUGGCUGCUGAAGGGGGAGAAGGAAGGGGAGGAGGGGCUGUUGAAGAAGCAGGAGCGGGAGGAUGGGUGGGAGGGAGUGAUGGUUGUGGUGGAAGGGUGA
Molecule: messenger RNA, 3441 nt
Organism: Closterium sp. Yama58-4
Lineage: Eukaryota; Viridiplantae; Streptophyta; Zygnematophyceae; Desmidiales; Closteriaceae
Source: the annotation of a GenBank genome assembly